AUGAGGAAAUUUGCUUCCUGCGCCGCGUUUGGCAUUCACAGAGCGGUAUAUUAUAUACAGACCUUGGAAGCCAUGUUUGCUGCUAGCAUAACUGCUAAAAUGGGGCUCUUUUUUUAUUAGAAAUGCACUUUACAACUUCAAGGCGUUUGUGCUAAAAUUGAGUUUUUGUUACAUGUACAGGGGCCAUCGCCGAUCACGAGUCAUGUCUUGAAAUUUCUGUAGAGUACAUUAACGUUAAUAUCAAAUGGCCAGAUUCAGCAGCGACAACAAAAAAAAAACAGUCACUUGGUUCACGAGUCAUCCAUACCUUGACCACUUAAGCCACUGUUACUCUAACCAUAGCCAGUUGAUUUUUCCACACAAACUAGAACAAGCAGCCAACUAUUCCCGUAAUCGUUAUUCGUCUAAAGCCACGUUUAAGCUGUUGCGAUCCGUACGAGAACUUGUCCUUGACAAUUGUCGAUCAGUUGAAGGAAAAAUCGAAGGCCUCACAGCUGAGUUUGUCAACUUGGAGUUCCUCAGUUUGAUAAAUGUUGGCUUAAUCUCAGUGUCCAACCUGCCUAAACUAGGAAAACUCAAAAAGCUGGAGUUGAGCGACAACAGAAUCAGUGGCGGCCUUGAUGUUUUAGCAGAGAAACUACCCAACCUCACACAUCUAAACCUGAGCGGCAACAAAUUGAAAGACAUAAGCACAUUGGAACCAUUGAAAAAGCUGGAUAACCUGAAGAGUUUGGACCUGUUCAACUGUGAAGUGACAAACCUGAAUGACUACAGAGAGAGCGUGUUUAAGCUCCUGCCCCAGCUCACCUACCUGGAUGGUUAUGACAUGGAGGACAGGGAAGCCUCCGACUCGGACGGAGAGGUGGACGGAGACGGCGUAGAUGAUGAUGAAGAUGAAGAGGGAGAGGAGGAGGAAGAUGAGGAUGGAGAGGAGGAGGACUUUGACGAGGAAGAGGAGGAUGAGGAAGAUGAAGAUGAGGUAGAAGGAGAAGAGGACGACGAGGAGGUCAGCGGAGAAGAUGAGGAGGAAGAAUUUGGUCAGGAUGGAGAAGUAGAUGAAGAGGAUGAAGAUGACGAUGAAGAUGAAGACGGUAUGUACCAUCUCCGUUAAGAGCAACUAUACACC
Messenger RNA from Xiphias gladius (swordfish), 1126 nucleotides. It is a transcript of the gene anp32b, whose product is annotated as acidic (leucine-rich) nuclear phosphoprotein 32 family, member B. Gene Ontology annotation, molecular function: histone binding. Bases 245 to 1111 code for a protein of 288 amino acids. Gene Ontology annotation, cellular component: nucleus. The transcript is spliced from 6 exons. Lineage: Eukaryota; Metazoa; Chordata; Actinopteri; Istiophoriformes; Xiphiidae. Gene Ontology annotation, biological process: regulation of apoptotic process. The record is from RefSeq and is a predicted model, not a curated record.